AUGGCGGUCUUUGCCCGCCUACUGGAGCUUCUCGGAUGGGCCUCUCGAGCUCAGGAGGCUGGGGAGCAGGAGGUGGAGGAGGAGCGCACGACCCCCGGAGCGGCUGGGAGUCUUCUGGCUGCGCCCCGGUGCUCGCAGAGGCCACACGGGGGUGCGGCGGCGGCACCGGGCCUCCGCUUCGGGGCGAGCGCGGUGCAGGGCUGGCGCCCGCGCAUGGAAGACGCACACUGUGCUCGGCUGGCCUUGCCCGGGCUGCCGUCGGGCUGGGCAUUUUUCGCCGUCCUGGAUGGCCACGGCGGAGCCCGGGCCGCCCGCUUCGGUGCGCGUCACCUCCCAGGUCACGUGCUUGGGGAGCUGGGUCCUGCGCCCCGGGAGCCCGACGGCGUGCGCCAAGCUCUGCGUAGCGCCUUCCUCGGAGCAGACGCGCAGCUGCGCGCACUCUGGCCCCGCAGCGAUCCCGGUGGCUCGACGGCGGUGGCGCUGCUCGUGUCCCCGUGCUUUCUUUACCUGGCGCACUGCGGUGACUCGCGCGCGCUGCUGAGCCGCUCGGGCUCCGUGGCCUUCUGCACCGAGGACCACCGUCCCCACCGGCCUCGGGAACGCGAGCGCAUCCACGACGCCGGUGGCACCGUCCGUCGCCGGCGCGUUGAGGGCUCCCUGGCCGUGUCGCGAGCCCUAGGUGACUUCGCCUACAAGCAGGCACCGGGGAGGCCUCCUGAGCUGCAGCUCGUGUCCGCCGAGCCCGAGGUGGCUGCGCUUGCACGCCAAGCCGAGGACGAGUUCGUGCUCCUGGCCUCUGAUGGCGUGUGGGACGCUCUGUCUGGUGCGGACCUGGCGAAGCUGGUGGCGUCGCGCCUGCGUUUAGGCCUGGCUCCGGAGCAGCUCUGUGCGCAGCUGUUGGACACGUGUCUGUGCAAGGGAAGUCUGGAUAACAUGACCUGCGUGGUAGUCUGCUUUCCAGGGGCCCCCAGACCUUGUGAGGAAGCCAUCGGCAAGGAGAUGGCUUUGGAUGCAGCCCUGAGCCACAAAGUGGCUGAGCUGUACUCCUCUGCUCAGGAACCCCCGUGCCUAAACACGGUUUUCAGGACCCUGGCCUCAGAGCACAUCCCAGGCUUGCCUCCUGGAGGAGGGAUCCACAGCAAGGCUACGGUCAUUGCUGAAGCUUACUCUAAACUAUGUCAGACCGCAGAGGGAUGUCAAGAGAAGAGAUGAGACGGUGCGGAAGCUGCGGGCACCCACUCAACCUUUGACUUGAAUGCAGAGGCCUGGGGGCAGCUGGCUGUCGGUCCUCUGGGGACAUCUGGGCUUCCCUACCAGGAGAGUCAGAGGAAGGAAGGCCAGCCAUGGAGGAACCUAGAAACUUCAUUUCCUCUUCUCCUACUUCCCCUUCACGAGGGUCUUAUGAGUGGGGAAUUUCACCCUCUCCCAAACAACAAUAAG
Molecule: messenger RNA, 1440 nt
Organism: Acomys russatus (golden spiny mouse)
Lineage: Eukaryota; Metazoa; Chordata; Mammalia; Rodentia; Muridae
Gene: Ppm1n
Product: protein phosphatase, Mg2+/Mn2+ dependent 1N (putative)
Exons: 5
Coding region: 1-1212 (403 amino acids)
Biological process (GO): positive regulation of canonical NF-kappaB signal transduction; negative regulation of canonical NF-kappaB signal transduction; positive regulation of canonical Wnt signaling pathway
Cellular component (GO): nucleus; cytosol
Molecular function (GO): magnesium ion binding; manganese ion binding; protein serine/threonine phosphatase activity
Source: RefSeq, a predicted model, not a curated record